Molecule: messenger RNA, 2310 nt
Organism: Colletotrichum higginsianum IMI 349063
Lineage: Eukaryota; Fungi; Ascomycota; Sordariomycetes; Glomerellales; Glomerellaceae
Product: Nitrogen permease reactivator protein
Exons: 4
Coding region: 1-2310 (769 amino acids)
Biological process (GO): protein phosphorylation; intracellular signal transduction
Molecular function (GO): ATP binding; protein serine/threonine kinase activity
Source: RefSeq, a predicted model, not a curated record
AUGGCUACCCCGUUUCCCGCCCGCGAUCCUCACACGGAGGCAUCACAAGUCCCAGAAAUCUCCCGCACCGCGUCGGAUAACACCAAUGUCGACAAAGACAAGAUGCCCCCCCAAGAUGCGCCCGCAGUCCGCUUCGCUUCUUCCGUUCAGGAAAUCACCCCAACCGUCACCACGACAUCACCGACAGACACCCAGUCUCCCACUGACGCCGCUACCGGAGCCUCCCUGCCCGAAGUCACGCCCGAGGAGCUCAGAGCCCUUUCCAAAUCCCUUCAAAGUGCACCGUUGCAGCAACGCCGGAUGAAUGUCUUUGGCUUUGAACCAUACUCGCUACCUGCUUCUCGUGUUUGCUCUCGAGAAGACGAGUCCGAUAAUAGCAGAUUACCCACACCGGUCUCCAGCGGACCAAGAUCACCGCGUUUUGGUCCGGCACAUCCGAUGCAGUCGCCUCCUCUGACCCCGGCAGGGACCGAUCCCUCAGACCCGGCAGCAAAGAAGAAGGGAGACCAGCAUGACGACAAGAAACCCUCCUCGAGCGAACCCUCGGUCAUCACCCCCCAAGCAUCUUCCUCCCAGGACUCGCCGCCAUCGUCGGCCAGAAAGGGGCUGCCUAUCCGAGGCAAGUCGAACGAGGAAGUCGCGACACGGUCGACGUCUGCCGACGAUCGAGACUAUGACACCAGGUCGCACAGAAAGGGCAUGUUUUCCAUCGGUGCAGGAGGUUCAGUUCCGGUAUCGCGAGAAUCUAGUCCGUCUCGGGCCUCUCUGUACUAUUCCAAGCCGAUGACGCCUGGUGGGGACGCUAACGACCCUUACGCCGCCCACAAACGCCAACCUCCGCCCUCGCAUCCUCAACGGGGUCAGAUCGACUCAAGAUUUGUGUUUUCGCGCAGAAAGAACAAGCACGGGUCUCCGUCUGGCUCAACGUCGAGCUUAGGCCGACCAAGCGACAAGCGACAGUCAGGCCUCCUGGGCAAUCUUAAGGGCAACGGCGAUGAACUGCAGAUUCCUCACGAUGAUUCGGCCAGUAUUUCGGGCAGACAAGGCUCAUUCGCGGACCUCAAGAGGUUCUUCAAGGUCGGCGGACAUCACAAGAAAAAGAGAGAAGCCUCGCCCUCGUCUGUUCGGUCUGGUGCAAGAACCCCGCCCACGCGAGGGUCGCAACAUCAACUCCCUUUUGGAGAUGAUCACGGACUGUCUUCCAAGUAUGGAAAGCUCGGCAGGGUCCUUGGUUCAGGCGCUGGGGGCUCCGUAAGGCUGAUGAAGCGGAGUGACGAUGGUGUUGUUUUCGCUGUCAAGGAGUUUCGACCCAGACACUCUUACGAAACCGAGAGAGAGUAUGUCAAGAAGUUGACGGCCGAAUUCUGCGUCGGAUCGACUUUGCAUCACGGCAAUGUCAUAGAGACCUUGGACAUCCUCCAGGAGAAGGGCAAGUGGUAUGAGGUUAUGGAGUACGCUCCAUAUGACCUCUUUGCCUGCGUAAUGACAGGCAAAAUGACACGUGAGGAAGUCGGCUGCUGCUUCCUGCAGAUCCUCAACGGCGUGACAUAUCUCCACAGCAUGGGCCUUGCGCACCGGGAUAUGAAACUCGACAAUGUCGUGGUCAGCGAGCAUGGUAUUAUGAAGAUCAUCGACUUUGGUAGUGCCCAUGUCUUCAAAUAUCCCUUCGAAAGCGACAUUGUGCUUGCUUCUGGCAUCGUAGGAUCCGAUCCUUACCUGGCUCCUGAAGUCUAUGACGAGCGAAAGUAUGAUCCCCAGGCAGUCGACAUUUGGUCACUCGCGAUCAUCUUCUGUUGCAUGACCUUGCGAAGAUUUCCCUGGAAGGUGCCUCGCAUGACAGACAACUCGUUCAAGCUCUUCGCGGCCGAGCCCACACCAGGCCAUGACCCAAAAAAGCUCAUUAUGCCGUCAAAGUCGGCCAACGAUCUCGCGGACACUCCACAGAGAGACAUGUUUGAGGAAGGCAAACAUCAAACACAUAAGCAUGAGCCAAAAGAGACUGAAGGUCAGGCAUCGCAGGGAUCCUCGACCCAAGCUCCACCAAACUCGACUCGUGCCGAGGGACAACAGACAGACAAGAAAGAGGUCAUACGGGGCCCUUGGCGAAUCUUGCGCCUGCUUCCUCGUGAGUCUCGCCACAUUAUCGGGCGUAUGCUCGAGAUCAAGGUCAAGGAGAGAGCAACGAUGCAAGAGAUUCUGGAUGAGCCCUGGGUUGCCAACACGGUCAUUUGCCAGCAACCUGAGCCAGGCCGUGUGGUCCACGCCGAGGAUCACGUCCACACUCUGGAGCCACCACAGCCUCCUAAAUAG